Molecule: messenger RNA, 924 nt
Organism: Oppia nitens
Lineage: Eukaryota; Metazoa; Arthropoda; Arachnida; Sarcoptiformes; Oppiidae
Product: small integral membrane protein 14-like
Exons: 4
Coding region: 246-620 (124 amino acids)
Cellular component (GO): endoplasmic reticulum
Source: RefSeq, a predicted model, not a curated record
UAUAUAUAUAUAUAUAUCGAAAGUUAAGCUCAGGUACUACUCUACUGUUGUAAUAUUCAUACAUACCUGUGCUCACAACACACACAMACACACAGUCAGUAUAAAGUGUUUGUCCAACAAAUUAAUAGUGUGUCCUCUAUUUUAUUAUCAUUGAAGAAGUUUUCCGGUGAAGUGGUUUUCUUUUUAGUUCCGGUCGAUAAUAAUCAUAUCAUAAACACCGACCAAACACAACAACAACAGCGACAAUGGGUGACCAGUUUGAUCCGUGCGAAUGUAUCAACAUUUUGACACACGAACAGCGUAUGCAAAGACUCAUUAGUAUGUUAAGGGACAGCCAGAGUGCCUGUACAGACACCGAGUGUUUUACUGAUGCAACAAAUCUAUUAUCUGGUCCGAGUACUAAUGGUGUUACGGCACCGGGAGCCGAUGAUACUGCUCAACUAUCGCUGAUGACAUUUAUGAUUGGCUGGAUUGUCAUUGCAAUGAUACUGUAUUUGCUGCGUCCCGGCUCAUGGCGACGCAGAACGGACACCAAAAAGGGCCACCAAAACGGCCCGGGAGGUAGCGGUGGUAACCCACGCGACGGUGGUGACGAUCCCGAUCAUCGGUUUGUAAUGUAGAGGUCAGGGCGAUGUUGUCCGUCCUCUUUAAGAUCCCUUAAAAAGUGUUUUACAAUUUUGUUUUGAGUACAGACAACAACAACAACAACAAAAAACAACUUUUUUGAUAACAAAAUUAUAUUUGAAAGUAAAUUAAUUAAAAUAAUUGCAAUACAAAGGCACAAAAUAUUUCAAUACCGGAACCAAAUUUAUUUUUUAUUAUAGGUUUUUUAAAAAUUUAAUCUUAAAUUUAAGUAUUUUUUAUUAGUAUUAAUUGAAUGAUUUUUUAAAUAUAAAAAUGAAUAUUAUUAUUAUUUUAAUUAUU